UUAUGUGAAGAAGUACCAGCUGGUGCCACAGUCUCACAGUCCUCCAUACUUAUUUGUUUGUGUCAGAAAUUGGGAAAUGGACAGGAUAUUUAGAAACAAAUCCACAACUACCAUCCUUGCCUGCUUGCUCGCAUUAUUUCUUCACAAAAUCUGCUUUGCUGAGAAAAUUUGCACUGUCCCCUCAGAGCCUGUGACAAUAAAAGAGAACAACACCGCUGACACAUUUGUUGUCCAUAUUAACACAACAACAAAAGAUGUAACGCUGAAUCUCACAGGGAAUCCUGGGAAUGCCUUUGAUUUGAGAGGUCCAGACCUGAUAGCAAAGAAAGGCUUGGAUUUUGAAACCCUUUCAAGCCCUGAAGAACUAACAGUCCUGGUCCGGUGUAAUAAAACUGGCUUCAGAAGUAUCACUCUGAUUGUGCUUGUUCGUGUUGAGAAUAUCAAUGACAACCCUCCAUCAUUUUCUCAGAGCGAGUAUACAAUUGACAUAAAUGAGCUCAUACCAGUUAAUACCAGCAUUGCCCUGAUUGAAGCAAUAGAUGAUGACUCAGAAGUUCUGUAUUAUUCUAUGGAGCCAACUGUGAACAGGUACUUCAGACUUGAGACCAUGUAUAUACCAAGCAUCCUCGUGAACAAGGUUUUGGAUUAUGAUGUUGUCCAACAGGUGAAACUGAUCUUGAAUGUUCAGGAUACUCCACCUGCGUCAGAAUUGGGGGAACUAUCCUUCACAGCAUCAACAACCAUCAUUGUCAAUAUAAAAGACAUUGAUAAUCGUCCUCCCUGGUUCCAACCAUGUACAAGAGUAACCAUUGGCAAUGCCAAAAUCUGUCUAAGCUUGGGCUACAGAGGCAGGGUGAACUUAACAGAGAAACAGGAUGGAACAUUGCAAUUGCAGCCAGGUCCAGUGUAUGCCAGAGAUGGGGAUAAAAGCAGAAAUGAAGUGAUCAGCUAUAAAAUUGUUCGAGGAAAUGAAGACAAUAUAUUUCAGAUUGAUGAGAACUCUGGCAACAUCACCAUGCUGAAACCAGCAGAUAUAGCAGGCCCAAUAUCACUCUUAGUUUUGGCUUCCCAGGUAACAAACAGAGAUCAGUUUGCCACCACUUCAGUCACCAUAGAUGUCAUGAAAAAGAGCAGAAAUCCUCCAAGGUUUGAGAAGGAACGGUAUGAAGGGUAUGUUUACAGUAAUUCAGGCCCGGAAAACAUGGUCCUAAGGGACAGGAUGUCAAACAGACCCUUUAGAGUGAGAGCAAGGGACGAAGAUUUUGCAAAUGGAAUCAAUCCUGACAUUCGAUAUGAAGUGCAAUAUAGCAGUUAUGUUAAUAUCACAACAGAUGGAUUUAUACUUCUGAAGAAAGUCGUUCGGACUGAUUCCUUUGCUUUACAGCUUCGGGCAGUGGAUGUAUCCACUGGUGAGUCGGGAACAGCUGCACUCUCUGUGGUUGUAGUACCAUGGUGUCCAGUCCCCGACGAGGGCUACCGUGCAGGAGACAUGGCCUUGCUGGGCUUCGUAAUGGCUGCUAUGCUGGUGCUCUGCCUCAUUGUGAUUGGCUAUCUCAUAUCCCGUGUAAAGAAGGGGAAUCCUGACGGGCUCAAGUUGUCUGAGUGUUUAGGGCCAUGCUUGAAGUUUACUCAGCCCCCUAACAGGCCAAACCCGAGAGAUAGCAUGCAGUUCACCAAUGAUGGUUUCUUAAAUGGUGGGGACAUGGGGAGAUCCAGAUCCAGGCUUGCCAAACUGAGAGACAGGAGACCGGAUGCAGUUCAAGCAACAAGGGUGCGAGUGAUACCUCGUGAGAGACAGAGGCACUGCAGCUCCUGCGGUCUCCAGGCACACGGUAACCACGCACACCACAGCAGUCCUACCGUCCAAACCAAAGGAAGGGCAAGUAAGGAAAGGGUUAAAUCCAUUCUGGCUAAAGACAGGAAGAGAGAAGAUCGACAGAAGACCGUAUGGUUCAAGGAAAUCGAGGAUUCAUCAGAUAUUGAGGUGGAGAUCAUUCCUGAUAAUAUCGUGCUUAAGCCUGAAGAGGACAUGGAGAAAGUGGCAGGGGAUAUUGCGUUCCCUCCACCGGAAGGCAGUGAAAUGGAAUUGGGGGACUUGACUAUGUUAAAUAUACAGGUCUUGAGUAGCAGCAGGGAAACAGCUAUUUCUGAUAGCAGAGACGAACUUAACACAGAUAAAAGGAACCAGUGAAGACCAGAGAGCGUGCAACUCAAGAAAAGCGUGCAACUCAACGAAAAGCGUGCAACUCAAGGAAACUAGAGCUCUUUGCUCUUCAGAGACUGAAUGUCAUUUUGGCUGAACUAAUCCCGUAUAUUGUUGUAAAAAUAAAACACAGUUAUGCCCCUAUUUGGUGCUUUUUGUUUAAAUAUAAUUUGUGGCACAAAAAAUGACAAUUGUGGUGACCAAUUGUGUGUGAACCUGGCUUUUGUGAACUAUGAGCUCCUUCUAAAAAUGUGUUUUUCCAUUGUUUUAUACGGUAUGUGUGCUAACCUCACACGCAAACAAGUUUUGUGUUAAUAUAUCUUAAAAUAACAUUCAAAAUGAUUGACAAAACAGUAUUUAGUAUUUAAUUUUGGCUUACUGCUCUUAUUUUAUGUCUGUUGUGUUUGUGAAUAAAAAAUAGUGGAAUACAAUAUUUUAUAUGAAUAUGUAAAUUAUUUUAUAUUUAAAAAAUCCAGAAUAAAGCAAAUAUGAACCAGUCAAGAAAGUAUAAAACUGUAUGUGUUUAUAUGUCUAGCUCAUAUCUGUGUGUAAGAGGGGGAGAAAAUGACUAAAUGUAAUAGCACAAAAUGCUAUUUGCUUGUGGAAAAUAUGAUUUCUGCUUUGUUACACCAAGGGAAAGCUACAUAAAUAUAAUUGCUGAUAAUUCAAUCAACAUAGUGUUAGAUGUGAGUAUCAUGGUGGCCUCGGUUAGACAUGAAAUGUACAGGAUAUUAAAACGUAAAUGUCUACAGACAACCUUAAAAGUCAAGUCAACUCACCCGGCGGCCAUUUAUUCUGCAUUUGCGGAUCGCUACACGAACAAAUCUAGGGUCAAGACUUGUACACAAAUCUACAAAUAGAUGGACCCCAACCAUCAUCUACUCAAGCCAAUCAGAUAACGGCCACAUUACUCGGACCAAUCUUAGCAUGUUCUAUCUUCAACCAAUCACACUUCGUUUUACUAUGAGGGCGGGACUAGAGACACAGAGCUCUCAUGAGCAUGGACUCAAGCACUAAAUGAUUAGCUCCAACUAUUAAAGAAACAGAUGCCAUGUGAGGAAUACAUGUUUAGUGUCUUGUUAGAUGUCAACAGCAGAAAAUUGCCCAUUUGUAUCCACACCUUUUCUACAUCUUCACUAUUUAAUCCUUAAUAAAUUCGGAGGGUUGUGGGGGAGGGAAGUAACAUUGUAAUGCUGCAUUACAAUGUGCCCCAAUUAGAACAAACUAUAUGCAAUUUUAUGCAGUCAGAUAUUUAAUUUACAUAAUUCCCCUUGUGUGUGUGUGUGUGUGUGUGUGUGUGUGUGGGUGUGUGUGUGUGUGUGUGUGUGUGUGUGUGUGUGUGUGUUCAAACCAUGCAUUAUUUCGGCCAAUGCUGUGGCUUCGUUGUGUAUUUAUUGUCAAUUAUUGAUAUAAUAUAAAUGACAAAGUUAAUAAAUGGCUUAUAUUGACAUAAUAUUUUACUUUAUCUUCUAUUCAUUUUAAUUAAAUCAGAUCUAGUUGUUAGAGGAGGAUUUUAAGCUGCUAUAAUGGUCAUGAUACAAUGUGCCCCGCUCCCGUUGUAGCAUUUCACUUUCAUUUUUUCUAGAUAGAUGGCAAAAAAGUAAACGCUGUAUUUAUGAAACAAGUCCACGUAUUUGUACCAGACAUGUGUAAAAUGAAUGUGAAAAAAUAAAUACAUUGAACCCAAAG
This is a messenger RNA of Xyrauchen texanus (razorback sucker), 3892 nucleotides long. Its product is annotated as cadherin-related family member 5-like. The record is from RefSeq and is a predicted model, not a curated record. Gene Ontology annotation, molecular function: cadherin binding; calcium ion binding. Gene Ontology annotation, biological process: homophilic cell-cell adhesion; adherens junction organization; calcium-dependent cell-cell adhesion. The coding region runs from base 77 to 2191 and encodes 704 amino acids. NCBI's taxonomy places the organism in Eukaryota, Metazoa, Chordata, Actinopteri, Cypriniformes, Catostomidae. Gene Ontology annotation, cellular component: membrane; adherens junction; catenin complex. The transcript is spliced from 14 exons.